UGCAGGGAAUCUCACCGGGCGAGUUGAUUAAAAGUUAACCCUAACUCUUCCUGAAUAAAACACAUCUGGUUUAAUGUCACAGAUGCUCUGUUUAAAGAGACUUGAAGCAUCAAAGCCACUGAGGUUAGACACUAGAUGUGUUUCUGCGCUCAAAAACUAGAUAAAACUCAACUGGUGGGGUCUCUGGAUGUGAAAGUAAGAAGUUGAGCUUUGUAGAAACAGCAAGCCCUCCUGUCCUGCUGAAAGCCCUGCAAAACCAGCCUGCUCUGGUCUCCGGUUUAGAGGGGUUUUGAGCACUUUUCAGCUGGUCAGGGUAACAAACCUUAGCAACCGAACCGCAGCAAACCAGUUUAGGCUGGGCUCAGAUUCGUGUGAGCGACUCAGUGGAGCGGCUGAUGCAGGUUUGGUGGGUCUGGGUGCGGCUGCACGGCUGUGAUUCACACGCAUGGAGCGCGGUCUUCCUCCACCCACAGCUGCGAUCCACAGGUGAGAGACGAGGCAUGUGACACACCUGACACGAGAGGAGACGCACAGAGACGCUUCACACUGAGACACACACACACAUGGAUUCCUCUGAUCAGGGUAAGACUACACUCAUCCUCACAUCUUCAUGUUCUCCUGCAGUGCAGCAAGGGCUUGUAAUUGACUUGAAAUUUCACAUUUCAUUUUAUUAAACAUGGCACGUUCAUGACUGAGGAGAAACACACUAGACUAGUUUAUUUCCUCUGUUGAAGUUAUAUUUUCUGUUAGUAAUGUGUGAGAGAGUGAUCUGCUGAAUGCUGCGUAACUGGACAAACAGGUGUCUCGCAUACUAGAGGAAUGUUUGAAGACAGAGUCGACAUGAGAUAUUAAUCGCAUGAAACUCAAAAUAGAGUCUGAAACUUAAAGUCUGGAGUCUAAAAAUGGAUGUUUUUCUUUUCAGCAAGUGUUCAGUGAAUGAGGCGCUGAAACCCCAGAAAUGUAUUGUUAUCGUACGUGUUUCUGGAGGCUCUUAAAUGUGUCGGUCUGCUGUCUGUGGUCUCGUGACGUCAGAGUCAGUGUCGGCAGUCUCUUUUUUUGUUAUUGCACAUCUACGGCUCAUGACGGGGUCGUGCUCCAGAGAGCUGAUGAAUGAGUUCAUAGAGUCUGUGUUUAUUAGCAGUGUUGGGAAGUAACUAGUUACAUGAGUUACGUGAUUUAAUUACAAAAUAAAUUGGGCUCUGGCCGUUGCUCCUCCGAGCUGUGUUUGGUUCUGGUGGGCAGCAUCGGCUGUGGGAAGACCAUGACAGCGGACACCCUGCUGGGUCAGAGCUCGGCCCCGGGCCCCUCGGCCGCGUCCCGCGUGAGUCGGAUCCGCAGCGGACUGUCGGCGGGCCGGCGGCUGAGCAUCGUGGAGACCCCCCGCUGGUACUGGCGCGGUCAGGAGCUGGAGGCCCACAUCCAGGAGGAGACCCGGAGCUUCCUCGGCUCCAGCGCUCCCGGGCCCUACGUCCUCCUCAUCCUCAUCCCCAUCGGGGAGUUCACGGAGGUGGAGCAGCGCAUCCCGGAUCAGCUGGAGCGCAUGUUUGGGCCGUCGGUGCUGGCUCACACGCUGGUGCUGCUCACCUGUGGAGAAUACCUGAUGGGCCGCGGUCUGGAGGAGUACCUCGGGAAGGAGGCCGGGCUGCAGGAGGUGGUGAGGAGGUGCCACGGCCGCUGCCACGUGAUCAGAAACCGCAGACCUGACGACAAACAGCAGGUCCUCUCUCUGCUGGAGAAGGUGGAGCAGGUGAUUCAGAGGAACGGAGGAUUUCACCUGGAAACACACGACAGAGACGUCAGAGAGCAGCAGAAAACAGACACGAUGGGGAACGGAGGCGUUGGAGGAAAACAAACACAAAUCAAUACGUUUGACAAGCGCACAGAAGAAACAGGAAGUGAUGUAAUGAUCGAGAGACACCUGAUCAAUGGGCUUCAGUCGCAGCAGCGUGAGUGUGAGGAAACACACACCCAACACACACCGCUGGAGAAAAGCCAGAGCUUCAAACUCAACAAAGAGGGAGCUAUUCUCAGUCAGAUGAUGGAGGUGCCGGAGGUCCAGUACAGCCAGAGCUUCGUCAACAUCAUCCAUCACAGUUUUAACAAGGUUUCGGAUGGCAGUGAGACUCUGUCUGCAGUAUCUUCAUAUUCCUCCUCUGAUCCUCUGGACGACUCUUCUCUGCCGGAGCUGAGGCUGGUUCUGCUGGGUCGGCGUGGUUCUGGGAAGAGUGCGGCCGGGAACAUCAUUCUGGGUCGUGAGGAGUUUGAGCUGCACAGAGAUGAUCUGACGGCGGACUCUCAGCGGUGUGUGAAGGCCCGAGCGCUCGUGCAGGACACGCGGGUGUCAGUGGUUGAUACGCCGGACUGGUUUGAGUCGGAGAGAUCUCCUGAGGAGGUGAAAGCUCAGAUCUCCUCAUGUGUGGCUCUGUUGGCCCCAGGCCCUCAUGCAUUCCUGCUCUGUGUCCCCGUUGACCGUCCCGCUCGUUCUGAGCUGUCGGCCCUGAGCGCGCUGGAGGCCGCAUUCGGACCGGGCGCCGUCAGCCGGCACACGAUCGUCCUCUUCACGAGCUCGGAGCUGCUGCCGGACUCAGCGGAGGUGGAGAAGGUGGAGGCCUACAUCGCCUCCAAGCGGCCGGAGAUGCUGGAGCUGGUGCAGAGAUGCGGCGAUCGCUAUCACGUCCUGCAGAGCGGCGGCGCGAAGGAGCUUCUGGAGAAGGUGCAGCAGACGGUGAGGGAGAGCGGAGGAGACUUCUACAGCGCCUCGCUCCUCCAGCAGAACCAGAUCCCGACCGUCAGGAGAGACAGAGACCGACCGAACCCCUCGCGCUCUCUGGACGCUCUGAAGGAGGAAGAGGAGGAAGCAACGUCCACCGCGAGGAGCGAGGGUCUGGACUCGGCUCCGGCUCCGGCUCCGCUCCGCUCCGUGUGGCAGACGACGAGCCGCUGCGCUGCACGCGUGCCGAAGCUGCUGGCCGCCGGGGCUCUGACGGGAGCGGCGCUCGGUGUGUUCCUCGCAGGAGCUGUAGGAGGCGCUGUCGGAGCCGUGCUGGGCUCUGUGCUCUCCGAGCUCGGGAGACGGAGACUCAACAAACAGAAAACAGAGUAAGACACGGUGUGGUCUGCUCUGGAGAGACACUGUGAACUGUAAAAUACCGUAUUGUCCCGAAUAUAAGACGACCCCCCUUUUUCCAGAUGUACCUGUUGGAAAAAGGCUUUUUGAAAACCAAAUCUUGUUUUUUUUUUUUCUCUCUCUCUGUAAAACACAUUUAUUCUUAAAUUAUUUUCAUAUUGCAUAUUUUUCCAAUUCUAUUUUUUGUUUUGAAAGUAUGGUAAAUACUGGUAAAAUGUACCAACAAUGACAUUGGAAAAUUUUGAUAUACCAUUGAAAUAACAGGUAGCCCAUCUGAAUUAUAUAACAAUUAGGCUAUCCAACUCAUAGUAGCCUACCAAAAUGUUAUUAUCAGUAGACGUGAAAUCUUAUUGUAGUCUUCAAAUCUGGGUGCUGUCUUAUGUUUUAAAAUCACUUACAGAGGAAGUUUGUUCCCAUCAGACUAACAUGACAGUCACGAUCAUGCUGCUGUAAGCUUUUCUUUUUCAUUUGUUUUCAUUCGCGAUCUUUACAACACACAUUGCAUGACAUAUUUCAUGGCACACUCGUUUUAUGCGUUUUUGGCGCCACCUAUUGUUGUGGCAUGUCAAAGUCUAGACCCUGAAUAUAAGACGAACGCGUUUUUUCAGAUGUAUUUCCAAGGAAAAAACAUCGUCUUAUAUUCGGGUCAAUACGGUAAUUCCCUCGGUUGUUGUUUCUUGUAUCAUGUCAGUCUGUGCAAACUCAAUAUUAUAUGUGACCCUGGACCACAAAACCAGUAAUAAGGGUCAAUUUUUUGAAACUGAGAUUUAUGCAUCGUCUGAAAGCUAUUGGCUGAGAUACAACUAUUUGAAAAUCUGGAAUCUGAGGGAGCAAAAAAACAAAAUACUGAGAAAAUCACCUUUAAAGUUGUCCAAAUGAAGUUCUUAGCAAUGCAUAUUACUAAUCAAAAAUUAAGUUGUGAUAUAUUUACAGUAAGAAAUUUACAAAAUAUCUUCAUGGAACAUGAUCUUUACUUAAUUCUUUACUUUUUUGACAUAAAAGAAAAAUGUAUAAUUUUGAGCCAUACAAUGUAUUGUUGGCUAUUGCUGCAAAUAUAGCUGUGCUGCUUAUGACUGCUGUUGUGCUGCAGGGACACAGAUGUGUCGUAUACUACAGUGUAUUCAUCUUUUGGGUCUCGAGUUUAAAUGUUUCCAGAUCGCUCUGAUUCUUCACCAACAGUUUCAUGAACACAACAACAAAUCAGUUUCAACUCUGAGGGCCUCAUUUAUAAAGCGUGUGUAUGCUCAGAUUUGAUCUUAGAGUGUGUGUGUGUGUGUGUGUGUGUGCGCUUAAAUCCAUGUCAGCACUCAUAUCUGUAAAACUGUCUUUGACGUGGAAAAGUGCUUCGCAUCACGUCAGGGUCCGAGCAGAUGUACGCACUUUUCCUUGUCGGAGUUCUGCAGGUGUUUGGAGAUGUAAGCUGUUCUUUUGUGUGUUUAUGAUCGGUGUUGGGAAGGUUCGUUUGGAAAUGUAUCAAGUUACAGACUGUAACUUACCCUAUUUAAAAUGUAAUAAGUAGUGUAACUAUUUCCAUGACUUUAUUAAAGUAACUGAAUACAUUUGAUUACUUUUCUAAAUUUCUAAUGUUUUCAAGUGUUAAUUAUUUUCAACCAUGUAAAGCAGGCAGGGUUAACCUCACAGUAGAUUUACUGUCAGACUUUCAGAAUCAUUCUUCACUUAAAUUAAGAUUAUAAUAAAUUAAUUUUUAAAGCACAGCCACCACAAAAUAAGACUGACUUUGAGAUCAUUCUGAGGUUAAAUACAGUUUUAAAACCAUAAGAAAUAGCUUCGUAGCUAUGAUGUUUCUGAAAUCAAAUUUUUAUGACAGGGAACACUGACAUCUAACAAUGCCUGGGAAAAACAGUUAAUUAAAAAAAAAAAUAAAGCAUAUACACAAACCCAAAUAGGGAAUAAAACAGUUAUUGAAUGAGCACGUGUCCUGAACUCCUGAAACAUUGCUGUCUCAUAUUUUAAAGCAGUCGCUGCAAUUUAUGAAAGUCGUCGAUUAAAUCUGUAUGUGUUUGAAAAUAUUCAGAUGUAACCCCUUUUGUAAUACUUAACAUUUUCAUAAGUAACUGUAAUUUAAUUACACAGUUACAGUUAUUGAUAAAAAUGACUACAAUUACAUUUAUUUUGUAAUUAAAUGAUGUAAUUUAGUCACAUGUAACUAGUUACUCCCAACACUGUUUAUGACAUGAGUUUACAAGCAGAGCUGAAACCGUUCAGUUAUGAGCAAGUUCAACAUCAUUUGCGAUUCAGAGAUUUCACAUCUGAAAGAAUCUAUGAAUCACAUGUACACAUAUUUGAGAUAUGAUUGUAAGAUCAAAUUUAGGAUGGUGUCUGUGCAACUUUUUAUAAAUGAGGCUCCUUGUCUGUUCUUUGCAUUUUUCACUUGUGUAACCAUACAUUCUGUGCACCAAACAAAAAAUAUAUAUAUAUAUAUUUUCUUGAAAGGAAUAAAGGGACAGAGUUUAUUUAUCAUUAUACAUGUUCCAGACUGACUGGGCAAUAUUUAUAUUUUCAUAAAACUGUUAAUGUAAACAAGUAAUAUUCACACUUCAUAUAUAGAUUUAAAUAUAUAAUAAACAGAACUGUAUCUUUCAAAGAAAUGUGAAUGUGUUCUGCCUCGGCUGCGUGGGCUUCCCCAAAGAUGUGCUGGACACAUUAAAGUGACCGUAGCUCUGAAUGAGUGCGAGUCUGUGGUGGACUGGUCAUUUGUCCAGUGUUUCCACUGCCUGAUAGACUCCAGUCCUCCACGACCUCAGAGCACUUUAGAGAACGCUGUACUCUGAUGGAAGCAAGAGUUCAUUUAAAAUGACACCGUUAUUCUUAUCCGUGCUAUAUACUAAUACAGUCAGGCUUCAUCCUGAAGCUCUACACAUCACAGGAAUCCUAAAAAAUAAAUAAAAACAUCCCUUAUUUUAUUUUUUUAAAAAUUUGUUGGAUAUGCAAUAUAUUUUCAAGACUUACUGUGGUGAUCUAGUUUGAAGCUUUCCAGAGUCAGACACGGCUAAUAAACUGACUCGAGCAGACAAAUAACACUCCAAACCUCCGUCACAGCUCUUUCUAUAAAAAUACAUUUCAAUAUCACAUGUUGGUAGUUUUGUAGUGAUUAAAUGUUACAUAAAACUAUUGGUUGCACUUAAUUUUACAGUAUGUGUACUUACAUGUACCUAAGAAAAUAAUGGGAAACAUAAGGUAACUGCAUGCAUUAGAGGUGGGUGUGGGGUUGAAUACAAUUUUUUUAAUGAAAUUUGAACAUUUGCCUCCAGAACUAACAUUCAGCAUCAUUUCAGCAGAAGGUUUUUGAAAUCGCACUUUCAGCGUCACACUUUAGUAUAGGGACCAGUUUUCACUAUUAACUAGUUGCGUAUCAGCAUGCCUAUUAACAUAUUGGCUGUUUAUUAGUACUUAUAAAGCACAUAUUCUGCAUGAGCAUAUUCUACAUCCCUAAUCCUAGCUAGUACCUAAACUUAACUACCGCACUAACUCCUAAUUUGCUGCUUAUUAAUAGUUAGAGGCAAAAGCCAUAGUUAAUAGCUAGUUAACAGUGAAAAUUAGACCUUAAAAUAAAGUGUGACCAAAUUCAGUCUCACGUAUGUCCAAACACAGGUUGGGUAAUCGUGCGUGCGUGUGUGUGUGUGUGUGUGUGUGUGUGUGUGUGUGUGUGUGUGUGUGUGUGUGUGUGUGUGCGAGUGUGCGUGUGUUUUUGUGAAAAGUCAGGACAUAGAUGUGUAUAAUGAUGAGGGUAUGACAGGUAUUACAAGGUGAAGGUGGCAUCUCAGGACAUUGACCCAUGUCCCCACUUUUCAAAACGCUUAUAAAUCACUCAGAAUGAGGUUUUUUGGGGAAAGUUGAAAUGCACAGUCUCCUGUAAGGGGUAGGUUUAGGUGUAGGGUUGGUGUAGGGCAAUAGCACAUACAGUAAGUACAGUAUAAAAACCUUUACGCCUUUGGAAUGUCCCCACUUUUCACAAAAACGAACAUGAGUCUCUGUGUGUGUCUCUGUGUUUGUGUGUGUGUGUGUGACCUCGGCCAGAGGAUGUGCUCAGUGUCAUCGGGGAUGUCGUAACCGCGGUAACCACUGCAGCAUGAUGAAACGGUGCAGGUGGCCGAGCGCAGUGCCAGCGCUGAGGGUGUGGUACCCAUAAUGCCCUGCUCCGGGGCAUCGGGGGGGGGGGUGUUAUCUGUGUGUCUCACACCAGCCGUCUGUCCCCCAGAGCCUCGGUAUCAGAGCGCAGAGAGACGGGAAACACUGGCGUAUCCCCGAACCACGUGAGCGUCUGUGGCGUGUCAUUCCACCCUGAAUUACAGCGUUACGCAAGGCUCCCUUCCUGCCAUGCGGUUCACACGAGAGAGUGUGUGUGUGUGUGUGUGUGUGUGUGACGGAGGGCUGAAAUGGAGAGGAUGAUUUUCACUUUUUCUUUCUUCCCACCAUUUCAUAACUGUGCGGCCGCAAGCGCUCUGUGGCGGGAAGUCGGUUGGCUGGCGAUGAGACAGCAGCAACUGUAGGAGCUUCCUGGACACCUGAUACACCAAGAAGCAGUCAAACCCACAGCUGACCUCUGACCCCUGACCCCCCACACACACACACACACACUCCGCUGCCACAGCUGCAGUGGGAAAAACAGCUCGGCCGAACAGCGUCAGAGUUUUUCCAUCCCGCUCGUAUUCUCACGCUUCGGUCAUGGAUAAACUGUGUCCGGCUACAGGACGGGCCUUUUUUUAAACUAAAAUUAUUUUCCUGUCCCGGCACUCUAUGAUGAAAAAUCCUGGAAAAUCCUGAUCACACAAGUGCCAGAGGACGUCCCAUCUGCUCCGAGGGACACAAUAAGUGCAGAAGACACAUCCACCCUGGAGAACGAGUCGAGAACAGAUGCAGCAUGCAGUAAAACAACAGCUUCACAGCAUCGGUCGGGUUUAGUGACCGCUUAAACCCCCAAAAACUGACUACACACUUAACAAUAAAGGUGCUUCACGAUGCCACAGGAGAACCCUUCUGUCUAAAUGGUUCCAUAAAGAACCUUUAACAUCUGAAGAACCUUUCUGCUUCAUUGUGGCGAAAGAAGGUAAGAAAUUAUGAAAAGGUAAGAAAGAGAUCUUUGACGAACGGUUCUUUGUGGAACCAAAUAUGGUUCUUCUAUGGCAUCGCUGUGAAGCACCUUUAUUUUUAAGAGUGUAUACUAGUAAACACACAUUGACAUGAAAUCAAGACACUGACAACAUGUUUUUCACGACAUGCCUAAUAAUAAAAAAAAAAACAACGUAACAUUUAUAUUUGAGCUACUUCAUACGAUUUCAAUGUUUUGUUUUGUUUUAAUACGGAGCAUGAGAGGUUUUCUGCGGAGCUGGUGUUAGUUACUAAACCCAUUUAGACUACAUCUACAUUAAUCCGGAUACAUUUUAAAAUGUCCACAAUAGCGUUUUCCAGAAGUUUCUCAUCCACACUGAACGUCAGAAAACGUUAAAUCUACUUUACUGCGCAUGCGUAAAGCCUCAAAAAGCUGAGACGAUACAGACGAAACAUGAUACGUUUUCAUGCAGUUCUUCUGGCAGAAUUAUUAUAUUUAGGAAAAUAUCUCAGGAUUCAGCGACGCGUCCAGGUCGCACUCACUCAUGACUAUAUGACUAAAACACAACUGCACUCAUGUUUUGCCGCAAAUAGCAAUCGCGAGUCAAUUUUCUGUCAUCUUUGCAGGACUGUGAUACGAAGAGUGUACAAAGUAACAUAGCAACAGUGUGAAAGUGAAUAGCACAUAACAGGCACAAUGCCAGAUCUGUUGGAACAAUGUGUGUCACAUGACUUUUCAAAAGCCUGUUUUCAGUCCACACUGCAGCACAAAAACAGCAUUUUCAAAAAGCUCCAUUUUCCUUGACAAAAACAUCUCAGUGUGGACGCAAGGCCAAAACGGAGAGAGAGAAACAUGCUUUUCAAGGCCUUAGUGUGGACAAGGCCUUAUCCAGUUCAUAAACUACAAAACUACAUUUCCCAUCAUUCUCUGUGGAUCACUGACACACACAACGCUCUUCAUUGUGUUGCAC
Molecule: messenger RNA, 9168 nt
Organism: Onychostoma macrolepis
Lineage: Eukaryota; Metazoa; Chordata; Actinopteri; Cypriniformes; Cyprinidae
Exons: 6
Coding region: 1262-3103 (613 amino acids)
Molecular function (GO): GTP binding
Source: RefSeq, a predicted model, not a curated record